GAAUAAAUAAAUGAUUAAUCCUUAGUUUUUUUGUAUAUAUACACACACUUUCAAGUUUAAACAUACCCACCACCCUCCGGCCACCGGCGUAUCUCCGGCGAAAUGCAUCCACCGGCGGCGAUCUCUCUCCUCCUCCUCUUAACCAUCACCACCACCACCAAUGGUCACAACAUCACCCGUAUCCUCCAAAAGAACCCAGAAUUCUCAACCUUCAACCACUAUCUAACCCUAACCCACCUCGCCGGAGAGAUCAACCGUCGGCAAACCAUCACUGUCUGCGCCGUCGACAAUGCCGCCAUGUCCGACUUAACCGCCAAAGGCCUCUCACUCGAAACCAUCAAAAAUGUCCUCUCACUUCACGUCUUUGCAGACUAUUAUGGCGCCAAAAAGCUCCACGAGAUCACCAAAGGCUCCACCUCCACCGCCACCAUGUACCAAGCCACCGGCGAAGCCCCUGGCACCACCGGAUUCGUUCACAUCACCGACGCUAAAGGUGGUAAAGUUCGGUUCACCCCUGAAGAUAAUCCCUCUCAAACCGACGUCGUUUUUGUUAAAUCGGUUCUUGAAAUGCCCUACAACAUUUCUGUCAUCCAGAUCAGCCAGGUUUUGAACUCGCCCGAGGCGAUGGCACCAACGUCGGCACCGGAUCUUAACUUAACGUCGUUGCUACAACGCGAGGGUUGCAAAUCGUUUUACAAUCUGUUAACAACUUCCGGUGCGAUCGGAACGUUUUUGAGCAGCGUUGACGGUGGAGUAACGGUGUUUUGUCCGAGUGACGACGCCGUAAAGGAGUUCACGCCAAAAUACAAAAACCUAACGGCGGAAGGUAAGACGGCGUUACUGUUGUACCACGGUGUUCCAACAUACAACUCCAUGGGGAUGUUGAGAUCCAGCAACGGCUUGAUGAACACGUUAGCGACCGAAGGCGCGAAUAAGUACGAUUUCACGGUGCAAAAUGACGGCGAGGAUGUGAAGUUGAAGACGAAAGUUGUUACGGCGGAGAUUUCAGGGACGGUAGUUGAUGAUGAGCCGGUGGCGAUUUAUCGGAUUGAUAAGGUUUUGAUGCCGCGGGAGUUGUUUAAGGCGACGGUGGCCGCGAAGAAAGGUGACGGGAAAGGUGACGAUGCGGAAGCGCCGGGACCAGACUCGUCGGAUGAUUAUGGUGACGAUGAUGCGGCGGAUCAGAAGGCGAAUUCCGGUGGAAAGGUGGUGGCAUCGGCUGUUAUGGUGUUGUUUGUUGUUGUUGCGUUCUUGUGAACAUAGUGCGUACAUAGUGACGGAUCUAGAAAAUCCUUAUAGGAGCAACGUUUAAAAGAAAAGGGUAACGCUACAAUCAGAACGUCAAAUACAACAGAGGUUACCCCUUGUUACAAGGUAGGUCCGCGUACGUAGAACAUAAUCCACUUUUAUUGUUUUGAAUAUACCAAUAUUUUUUUAAAUGAUUAUUUUUGUUGUAAUAAUACUGUUUUGUAAUUGUUUUGAGUGUAUAUUUUAUACAGAAAUUCAACUAUCUAAAGUUCAUAAAUGCACUCACUUUUUAAAUUUUAAA
Molecule: messenger RNA, 1549 nt
Organism: Helianthus annuus (common sunflower)
Lineage: Eukaryota; Viridiplantae; Streptophyta; Magnoliopsida; Asterales; Asteraceae
Product: fasciclin-like arabinogalactan protein 2
Exons: 2
Coding region: 103-1257 (384 amino acids)
Cellular component (GO): plasma membrane
Source: RefSeq, a predicted model, not a curated record